Beta vulgaris subsp. vulgaris (sugar beet) is the source of this 438-nucleotide messenger RNA. RefSeq names its product classical arabinogalactan protein 9. The record is from RefSeq and is a predicted model, not a curated record. The coding region runs from base 1 to 438 and encodes 145 amino acids. NCBI's taxonomy places the organism in Eukaryota, Viridiplantae, Streptophyta, Magnoliopsida, Caryophyllales, Amaranthaceae. The transcript has a single exon.
AUGGCAUACACUAAAACCCAAGUAUUUUUCCUCCUUUCUCUCUUGGUUGCCACUUGUAUGGCCCAAGCUCCUGCACCAACACCUGUUGUAACCCCUGCACCGCCUACUGCAACACCAGCACCUGCACCACUUGCGCCUACACCUGUUGCACCUCCUACCGCAACCCCAACUCCUUCCCCAGUCGCUACUCCAGUAGCACCACCAACCGCUACUCCAUCUCCCGCACCAACCACUGCCACCGGACCCGCCGCUUUCGUCCCAGCUUCUGCCCCCGCAGCUGAUGUUCCCUCCGCUUCAGUUCCCAGCGCUUUAACUCCUGCUGCAGGUCCCGGCGCUGAUAGCCCAGUUUCUGACAACCCUGCCGGAAACUCUGCUGGAAGGUCCGCCGUUGCUGGCGCUGUUCUCUUCGGUGGGUUCGUUGCUGCUUUGAUGGUUUAA